AUGAUGAUGAGCAAGGCAGAUGAAGACUGCUGCUCAUGGGAUGGCGUCACCUGCAAUGAGGUUACUGGUCAUGUGAUCGCACUUAACCUCACUAGUAGCUGCCUCUAUGGUUCUAUAAACUCUAGUAGCAGUCUCUUCCAACUUGUCCAUCUCGAAUGUUUAUCAUAUCUGGAUCUUUAUGGUUCUGGCUUUUCUGGUAAAAUACCAUCGGAGAUCCUAGAGCUCUCAAAGUUGGAGACCCUUGACGCUUCGUUUAAUGUUAACUUGGAGCUCCAAAAGCCAGGUCUGAAAAGUCUAGUUGAGAAGUUAACUCACCUCAAAGUGCUAUUUCUUGAUAAGGUCAACAUUUCUUCAUCAGUACUUGAUAUCUUGGCAAAUUUAUCUUCGUUGACUGCCUUAUCCCUCAGAGAGUGCGAAUUGCAAGGUGAAUUCCCAGCAAAGAUAUUCCAAUUACCCAACCUUCACGUUCUUAGUGUGAGAUACAAUCCAAGUCUCUCUGGAUACUUGCCAGAAUUUGAAAUGAACAGUCCCCUUGAAGAUUUGAGACUUGCCGGCACGGGAUUCUCCGGUAAGAUUCCAUAUUCAAUACGAAAUCUUGGUUCCUUGCUUCUCCUGGAUAUUAGUAAUUGCAGUUUUUCAAGAUCAAUUCCAUCUUCACUUGGUAAUCUCACCAAGAUUACUUAUCUAUACUUAAAUGGAAAUGAAUUUUCUGGCGAGUUGCCAAUUGUCAUUGGAAAUCUUUCUUCUCUAGAAGAAUUGCACCCUUCUUAUAACAGUUUUUCAAGCCAAGAUUCUGGUUCACUGUCAUGGAUGGCCAAUGCAAGUCCAUUAGCAUAUUUGCAAACGGUGGGAUUGGGACAAGUUUCAUUAAUCACUUAUGACGAUGAGAGAAUUGAUCUUUUACCAGUGAGUUACAGUUACUCAUUGCAAACGAGUACCAAAGGCGUAGAGCUGGAAUAUGGAAAGAUCUCAAAUCUCUUGACUGCCAUUAUUUUCUCCAGCAAUAAAUUUGAAGGAGAGAUUCCAACAUCCAUUGGAAAGCUGAAAGGGCUUCAAUUUCUCGUUCUUUCGAACAAUAAUCUCAAAGGCCCCAUCCCACCAUCCAUAGCAAACCUAACAACAAUGGAAUCAUUGGACCUUUCUAAUAACAACCUCUCAGGAUUGAUCCCUCAGCAACUACAAGACCUCACAUUCCUUUCACACUUCAAUGUCCCAAAUAACCAUCUCAGAGGACCCAUACCACAAGGAAAGCAAUUUGAUACGUUUAAGAAUAAUUCAUUUGAAGGGAACCCAGGAUUAUGUGGAAAGCAGAUAGGAAAAAAAUGCGAAAAGUUUCGGCCUUCAAAGAAUGAAGAAAACCCUGCUGGCUCCAAGUUUCCAUUUGAAUUUGGGUGGAAAGUAGUUCUGAUGGGGUAUGCAAGUGGACUAGUUAUUGGGGUGGCUUUUGACCAUGCUUUCUCUCCUAGAAAAGAGGAACGGUUUAUGAAGAUUUUCAGGAAGAAACCCAUGAAAGCAAUUGGGAGAAACAGAGCUCACAGAAACAGAACGUAAUCAGCCUUGUUUCUUUUUCUUCACAGAUUAAUAAAGGGAUAAUUAGUUUAAACCCCGCAGGUUUGUCCCAAUACAGAUGUUUAUGUCAGUUAAUAAAUGCAGCUGUGUUUUCU
Messenger RNA from Pistacia vera, 1664 nucleotides. Its product is annotated as receptor-like protein 9DC3. Lineage: Eukaryota; Viridiplantae; Streptophyta; Magnoliopsida; Sapindales; Anacardiaceae. The record is from RefSeq and is a predicted model, not a curated record. The transcript has 4 exons. Bases 1 to 1551 code for a protein of 516 amino acids. Gene Ontology annotation, molecular function: protein binding.